Maniola jurtina (meadow brown) is the source of this 2279-nucleotide messenger RNA. Its product is annotated as glucose dehydrogenase [FAD, quinone]-like. Lineage: Eukaryota; Metazoa; Arthropoda; Insecta; Lepidoptera; Nymphalidae. The transcript has 13 exons. The record is from RefSeq and is a predicted model, not a curated record. Bases 168 to 2249 code for a protein of 693 amino acids. Gene Ontology annotation, molecular function: flavin adenine dinucleotide binding; oxidoreductase activity, acting on CH-OH group of donors.
CGUCCGGUGUCAUCGCGGACGCGCCUCACAGCGUACGCGCAUUGUCAAGAGCGCGCUCGUUUUGCGAAAAAAAAAAAUACGCGGUUGUGAACGUAUUGUUAUUUAUUUUGGGUACGUUGAAUAUGUUAUAAAAUACAAAUAAUAAAGUGAAAUACUCGCAUUACAUCAUGAUAAGAGCCGCAGAGACAUGCGCGUGUCCAAUUCGCGAAAUUGGGCCCUCGAUGACAGGCUCAUGUUCGAGUCAAUUCGUCCUAUUCAUGAGCAUCUUGGAGUCCUUCGUCAACGGCAGAUGCGACGUCGCUGACCCCUGCAACCGUGUGACGGAUAGAGGCAUACCAGAUGACAGCUACGACUUUGUGGUUGUUGGAGGUGGUACCGCUGGAUCUGUUGUCGCUGCGAGGCUCUCGGAAAAUCCACAAUGGAAGGUGUUGCUGAUAGAAGCUGGGGGAGAUGAGCCGAUACCAUCGUCAGUGCCUGCUUGGGUGACUGCGUACUGGGGUCGAAAGGACACUGACUGGGAUUACUCCACGGUGCCUCAAGAGAAAGCCUGCCUCGAUAGUGGCGGUGUGUGUUCCUGGCCUAGAGGAAGAAUGCUUGGUGGUUGUUCAGUUAUCAACGGUAUGAUGUACAUGCGCGGUAACCCCACCGACUACGACGGCUGGGCGGUCAACGGUGCGACUGGCUGGUCUUGGUUUGAAGUGUUACCAUACUUCUUGAAGAGUGAAGACAACAGAGAGAUUGGCAACGGCGUAUCUGGACAGUAUCAUAAUAUUGGUGGACCUUUGCCAGUGCAGCGGUUCAACUACGCACCAAGAUUCGCCCAUGAUGUGGUAUCUGCCGCCAUCGAAAUGGGUUACCCACCUACCAGUGAUCUCAACGGAGAGACGGGAACUGGCUUUACUAUCGCGCAGACGUUUAACGACAAUGGUUCGAGAUACAGCACGGCGCGAGCGUAUCUUCGUCCAGCAUCCAAACGAGAAAACUUACACAUUUUACUGAACGCCGAAGGUUCAAGAGUUAUAGUUGACCCGGCCACCAAGAAGGUCACUGGCGUGGAAUAUAUCAAAAAUGGCCAGAAGAACGUAGUGGGAGUCAAUAAAGAAGUGGUUUUAUCUGGGGGAACAAUAAAUUCUCCACAAAUUCUCCUGCUCUCUGGUAUUGGGCCACGGGAAACUCUAGAGCAAUUCAACAUUCCUGUAAUCAUGGAUUUGCCAGGAGUAGGGCAGAACCUUCAUAAUCAUGUGGGGGUGACGUUAGAGUUCACGCUUACAAAAGAACCUGAUGUGCCUGAACUGUCUUGGGAAAGUGCUAUGGAGUAUAUGCUGAAAAGGCAGGGUCCUUUGUCUGGCACUGGGUUGUCACAGCUGACAGGUAAAGUGAACUCACGCUUGGCUGCCGCGGGUGGAAGGAAUCCAGAUGUGCAGUUCUUCUUUGGCGGGUACUCCGCCUCUUGUGGGGAUGGUUCAGUCGGAGAUGCUGAGACUCUUGCCGACGAGAGCAACAAAAGAACUGUUAGUGUAUCCGCCAUAGCUCUGCAGCCUCGGAGCCGCGGCUACCUCACGCUGCAGUCCGCCGACCCGCAGCAGCCGCCGAAGCUGCAGCCGAACUACUUCCUCGACGAGCAUGAGCUGGCCGUCGUUGUAGAUGCCGCGAGAAUUGCUUACCGUCUCGCCAAUACCACGAUUUUACGCGAGAAAUAUGGCAUGCAACCAACAGAAGGCUAUGGUUCUGAAUGCCCCGGCGGCGGACCCAACCCCACUGACGAGUUCUUCAAGUGUUUGACCAAAUUGCAUACCGCUCCGGAGAACCAUCAGGCUGGCACUUGCAAGAUGGGAGCUGCGGACGAUCCCAUGGCUGUAGUUGAUCCGCAACUCAAAGUUUACGGCAUUGAUGGACUUCGUGUGGCAGAUGCAUCAAUAAUGCCCACUGUGGUAUCUGGCAACACCGCAGGGCCGGUUGUGAUGAUCGGCGAACGUGCCGCGGAGUUCGUUAUCACCAAGUAUCAAGAGCAGCUAAGGAACUUGUAUGGAGAAAACGCAUCAUCAUUAUCCAGUGAUAGCGAUUAUUCUGCGUCCAACGAUAGGUGGAACAACAACGAUUCAGGCAACGACAAGUGGGACGGGCGUUGGAAACCCUGGGACAAGCAUUGGGACGACUCACAAUGGGCGAAGCCAUAUGACCACCCCAGUCAACACGUCGAUUGGCACAGAAAAAACAACGUCAACCAAAAACCACACCAUUCCAGAUAAAAUAGCCCGAAUUAAAUCAUUGUUAGUUAA